CUACAUGAUGGACAACUAUUUCGAUAACUGAGACUAUAGACAAAACAGCGGUCUAUGUCGUGACUAAAUGCUAUAUGUGACAUUUCAUUAAUCACACUGCGAUGACCACAGUAUUAUUAAACCAUUUUGCUAGGUUCGAAACUAAGAUGAAAACAACUCUGGGUAGAGAGCUAAUAAGGCUGGCUGUCCACAGCGCACGUUUCGGUGACGUCACGGGCAGAUCUGUUGUCUGCUGGAGAUCGAGUACAGUCUCUGGUACAGUGUGAUAAACAAACUAAUACCUAUUGAUCGAUGGAGGACAACAGAAAUAAAGCCACAUGUGUGUUUUGUGGUCACGAAAACAGUGUUAAGAAUGAUUGUGGAAAGCUACACAUAACAAAAACAGGACAUCUUGCUGCCCAUCACAAAUGCAUGCAAUAUUCUUCAGGUUUGGGUCAGUAUAAAUCUCACCAUUUUGGUGGAUUUAAAGUACGCCAAGUAGAGCAAGAACAAAUCAGGGGAAAAAGUAUGCACUGUCGCCUUAAAAAAUGUUUGGCAAACGGCAAAACCGGUGCUACAGCUGGAUGCGCUUGGCGAUAUUGUCGAAAAUCUUAUCAUUUCUUGUGUGCCCACAGUAAAGGACUUACUUCUCGAAGACUAAGAAAAAAAAAACCAAAACAAGCAGUCAUGUAUCUUGUUUUUUGUAAACCUGAACACAAGAAAAAGUACUUAGAGAUGGAAAAAAAGAAAGGAUAUAAGAAUGAAACACAGAGUGAAAGUGAUGGAGAACAGGACAGUACAAGUAAUGAUGAUGGUGAUGAUGAUGAUGAUAGCAGCACUGAUGGAUCCACUACUUCUGAUCAAAAAUUAUUUUGCAAAUCAUCAGCUACACGUCCCAGAAAGCUAAAUAGGAAACACAGAGUUACCCACAAGUCUCCAAGCAAAAGCAAAGUGUGUCCACUGGAGGAUGAAAAUGCUCUUUCAGAAUCUGCACAGAGGUCACAAGGUAAAAUAGAUGGGAAGGAAACAUCUCCAGGUCUUUUAACUUCAUUAUCUAAUAAUAGCCCUAAAAACAUAGAGUUUGACUGUAUGAGAAAAUUAUGCAAAAAUAACUCUGAUCUACAGCCAUCAGCCACUGACGUUCUUUCAGUACAUUCGAAAUACCAACAAGACAUGAAAGAUAAUGUGGAAGAAGACUUGGUGUCACAGUCUUUAGGCACUCGCACACAAUGUCAUGUACAGAAAAGGAAAUCCAGCACACAAACAGGAGAUAAAAAAAGGACAAAAAUGAAGAAAAGAAACAGCGAACAUUCAUCCAAAAUUGAAACCAGUUCAUCCUUAAACAUGCAAUCAUUUAAAAAACGAUGUGUUAAAUCACCUCCUCAGAAAACUAAGGAAGGAGAGCAAAGAAAACUACCUUUAGUAGAGAAUGGUCAUGAAAGUACAAGAGAUGAUGAUAAAAGUGACAUAAGUGUUAUGACAGAUGAGGAUUCUAAUGAUAGCACAAGUAAUUUAUCCCUAAAAAAACUAUGUGAGACCAAGGAAACAAUUGAAAAUAACAAUUGUAGAAUAGGAUGUGUAACACUGCUUGAUAGUAGAUCUGAGGCAGUAGCUGGAUCUUCAACCUUUCCAAGUCUGCAGAGCACAAGUGUUAAUCAAAAUGAUGUUGAUCACUCCAAUGAAGAAAAGGAAGAGAUACACACCUCGCAGACAUCUGUACCUCUUCCUCCUCUGGAAUUUCUGCUUCACAGUGAUGAUUCACAAAGUUCACUUUGUUCUGCCAGCCAGGAGAAAAACUCGCCUUUGUGCGAUGUUUUGGUGGAAAAUUCCUGUCAUGGAAACCAACAGGAAACAAAGAACUGGAAGGACAGCUCUUCUGAAGAUGAAUGCCUACUUGUUUUGCCAGCCGAUGAAAGUAAAUUCAAAGCAGAAGCAGCUAGUGUGUGUCAGGAUUUAGCAAAUGACUGGGUCAUUGACAUCACACAAACGCAUAUUUGGUCUAAAGUGAGACCAGUACCAGUUCAAGAAAAACUGAUGUUGAGUUUCAUUUGUAGCAUUUUUGAAGCAGUUAGUUGUGACAGCUUGAAUGAACUGAGAAUGCUGCUCCUUGAUGCAAAGUUCAUACAAGACAAGUGUGAGGAACUCCAGGACAACAAACUGGUCCAGGUUUUGAACAUGCAGGGAAAUGCUCAUUUGAAAUUGUCUUCCGUGAAAGCUGAAAUUAAACGCAUCAAGGAUCUUGAGAACAAGAUUCUAGCUGAAAAAGAAGGAAGACUGGUGGAUUUGUGCAGCUCACAUGGUGUGAACUAUGCUGUCCUGAAGAUAAACAAGUUAACUGAUCCAGACCAUUUUAUAAGGGAUCACCUAAAGACGUUUUGCCUGCAUUUUCUGUUAAACCAAAAUUCACCAUUUGUGAUAGCCAAUCGGGAGAUAGAGCCAUGUGAUCCUCAGGAAGAAUUUUCGGUCCUGGAGAAAUGGUUCACCUCUUGUUUUCAGCAUGUUUAUAAAGUUCUUGACUAUCCAAAAGAUGAGAUAUUGUACACACUUGAUGCUAAAUCUGAUGAAUUGUAUGCUACAUUUAAAUCUAUAGUGUACAGCCGUGAAGCAUCUAAAAAUGAUGAUGAUUCCUUGCCAGUGGUUAUCUUUGUUGGCAAACUAAACAGUGAUAUCAUCAACUUUGAACAGUAUUUGGAAGCUCUAGGGGAGAAAAUACUUCCUACCUACAGGCCACGGCCAGUGAUAUGCAUAUUCCCAGUGUCUAAUUUUAGUUCAAGGCUUGCUCCUCACUCUAAGGUACCAGUUCAUUGUUGGAGUGCCUACGAUCCUGCUUUUAAACCUGUCAAUUAUAUUGUUGCUUCGUGGAAGAAGAGCUGGUUAUUAUAAACUCUAAGGCUUAAUCAGUAUGUUAAUAGUGACACUAAAGUUUUUGCUGUAGUCAGGUCAGAGAAGGAAGUCUGGAGUUUCAGACAGACUUUGAUGUCCUUUAGGAGUGGUGAGAGAUUUAGUAGCUUCCUUUUAAUUCCGGUGAAUUUAAGAUUAUGCAUUUGGGCCACAGUAAUAUAGCAAGUUCAUUUACUACGUUAGAUAGUUCGAGAUCAUUAUUGAAGGAACUUAAUGCAAGAAGGACUUGAGGCUUCUGCACAGACUCAACACUAAAGUUCACUCAGCGCUGUGUAAAAAGUGGUCAACAAAUCUAACUAGUUGCUUGGUUUCAUCAACUGUUCCGUCAGCUACUCAAGCAAACAUUUCCACAUUUCCUGUAUAAGGAGGGGAAGCGGAUAGCUGAGUGGUUAGAAUGCUGGCAUCUGAACUGAGAGCCUGAUGGUUCAAUACCUGAUUAACACAGCAAACUUACCCCAGUCAACCCAUCUGGGGGGAAUAGGUACCUGACUCCAUAGAGGGAUGGGAGACAUAAAGCAGCGAGGGAGAGGAGAUGGGCACUUGUGUAAAGCUGGCCGAGAAAAGUGAGAUCUUUAACACCUCACCCCAAAACGACCUGAAAAGGUUAGGGGAUGACUGUUACCUUUAUAAGGAGCAUGUGGCAAGGACAGGAGGAAAGUCUGGUCACCUUUGUUCAGUGUUCAAGGAAGCCAUUCUUCUUGAGAAUGUGCAGCAUAGAGCAACAAAGUUAUACAGUUUUCCCAUCUUGAGGAUGCAGAUAAACUAAGGCUGCCAAACUUAAUGUAUUGCAGUCCAACGUAUCAAGCUAAAUAAAACGAUCCAUGAUUUAUGCUGUAUCCAUAUGGAGAAAUACCUGCCUCAUAGUUUCAAAUUGCACUUGAGAUUCCAGCUUUGAAAACAGGUCUCAUGUCUUGAGGUGCACAAAAACUUGUUUGGAAUUAAUGUCAAUAUCUAGUGAACCAAAACCUGCCUAAGUUGAUUAUCCCCAUCAUUGUAUGUUUUCAAGAAUUGUUUAGAUCAGCAUUUAGCUGGCCUUUAGUUCUUGAUCAUCAUUCCUAUUUGUCCAGGUAAUUUCAGACUAAGAACUCCCCAGAAUGAAGUCCUACAAAAUUUUUAUAUCAUCAUAUAACCUUAAGGCUUUGUACAAUGCUAUAUCUAUCUACAGAGAUAUAUAUGUUAGAUAUAUGUGUGUAUAUAUAUACCCUAUUUGUAAGUCUUUAAUUUGGAGGACCUUAAUUGUUAUCAAAGUGAUGGCAGCAGAUGGAGACAAACACAGUGCUUUCCCCUUCCAAUUUAAAAAAAAUUACUGGCCUGAGUUGGCGACAUUAAAAUAGUAAAUUACCACAUUGGAUGCUACCAUACAACAGAGCAGAAACCACAACCUUUCCCUCCUACUCAUGUGCCAGUAGAUAAAUUCCUAUGAAAAAAAUGGGAGAACUCACCUACAACCAUAUACCUCUGUCCUUGAGUUCCACUAUUUUCAGUUUAACUCUGAUUUGCAUGCGAAUAUUUUUAUACUAGUCUGAGAAGUCUUGUGGCAUUUUGGUAUAAACCUGAUGUAGUAUUCAUGUGUUAUGGUAAUAAUAAUAGUUGGUUUAUAUACCUCAUCUCCCUACUUUAUGGGUGACUUUAUGUUGGUUUUUUUAAAAUCUUAAUUGGGAUAUCAUGCCUAAAGGGCUUUUUGUAGUUAAAUUUGUUAAUGACAUGUUUUAUAGCACACCAUCUCUCUGUUAGUGAGCUUGCAAUGUUUAAUGCAUAUUUCCUUUAGUGAAAAGUUUACAGCAUAUUACUGAAUUGAUUACAAGAUUGCUGCAAUGUGCUUCUUUAUAGCUUUUCCCCAGCAUGCAUUUCUGAACUAUGAGCCACCUGAAUAGGUUUCCUGGGUCUGCUUGUGCUGUCCUCCUCUCUGUACCAUGCAUUAGCUAGAGAAGUUCAGCAGAUGCUGCUUCUCCUUUUCAGGCCCCACUAUUGGCAAUUAUUUGCCCAUUUAUUUCUCUUUGAAGUGUCUCUCUACAUUUGAAGCUUUCAAGUCAUCUCUUUAUGAAUGAUUGUGUAUAAUCAAGCAUACUAUUCUGCUUAUUUCUCACUUCUUUAUCUUCAUUCAUGUGCUUAGUUCAUGCUUGGCAUGGUGCCAUCCUGGUGCUUGUGUUUCCUGUGUGUUUUACUAUUGGCUUGUUUGUAGUCUUUCAUGUGCAGUGCAUUGAGCUCAUAUUCACAAAAGGAAAUGCAGUUUACAAAUUCAAGUACAUGUAUUAUUAUUAAUGCACAAGCCAUGCAAAGAUAACAGAGGUCAUAUAAGCACAAAUAACAGUGGUCACUCAUUCACAAAUUCCAGCUUUCGGAUGGCUUAUAUACUACAUAGGAAAUGAAGAAUUCUUUCUGUUAAAUCCCACACAAUGUGAAAAAAUCAUAAUGUGCAGGCAGAAUAAAAAGACAUGGAAAAAUAUCAUGUUUGUUACUCAAUGUUUUGCAGCACUAAACAGGACUGAAUUUUAUCACUGUUUUAAUCAUUCAGUUUUGCUGAUGGAAAAUAGAAGUAAUUCAAUGAUGGGAGGAUUUGGAUUUAUUAGUGAUGGUAGAUCAAGAAGUGUUGUUUUAAUGCUGAGGAAGGAAGGCCAUUGUGGCAAUUUAUUAUUGAUAUAUACCCUUUGAGACUGGGGAAGAACAUGAGGUUGGAGAUUAUCAUAUAGGAAUUAGGACUCAAGAAUGAUAUCAUUCUGAUUUUGAGGAUUUUUUUUCAUUUCACCAGGAUAUUUGAGCAUUUCCCAUUCCUUGGUGCACAGAACUCCAAAUAAAUCUGCAUAUUCUUUCUAUAAUUGGCGAGUGUUUGAUGAAUGUAUAAGUCAUCUGCAUUGAGUGACACAUCUUUAUGAUCUUGUGUCCUGUAAUUUUCCAACAUGAAAAGGGCAUACUUAGAUUCUUAGAGAUGCUAGAUUUUUGUGAAACGAAGUGAGACCCAUUGGCUUUUUAAUUUAGCAUUAGUGAAAUAGGUGUAUGCUGGUAGACUGGACAUGGUUUCAUCUACUCUUGAACCACUGCUGCAGUGUGUGUUUUGACAUAUAGUUGCUUUGGCUUUGCUUUGCACUUUGGCUCCAUUGUUGCAUGACUAUUGAAAGCUUAAAUGUAACUAAUGUACUUGAAUAUGUUGAAUGGGCAGCAUAUCAAGGCAUUUUUUAAUUUAAAAAAAGAGAGUAUUCUUAUUGUAUGUUGUGAUUUUAUUCAAUGUGAAACCAAGGGAAUUUUGUUUCCAGAUAUAUACUGACAUUUAGCUGUCAAAAUAGAUUUGUUUUCUUUCAAAGAUAGCUUUAAUAUCUAAAUAAAAUUAGUGAUUUGCUGAAGUGAAAACAAACCAGCUAUAACUUUAUUUCUCAUCUGUUUGUUACUGAAUUAUACUUUCUUUUUGACUUUACUAUAAUAAUUGUUUUAUUUAGUUUUUAUAUUAAAAAGUGUUCCUAUGAAAUGUAACAGAAAUUUUGAUGACUUUGUGCUAUGAUGUUGCGAAGAUGGUCUUAUACAUGUUUUUUUCUUAAAGGUGAGAAUGGCUGCAUCUAUAAUUAUAUUCACCUUACAAAGAAAGCCUUGUGCUCAUUACAGCACAACACUAAAUUACUUUUUGUAUAGGCUUAUUUUUUCAGAAACUGGUUUAUUUUACAAUGCAUUAUUCCCAGCUAGGCCUGAUGGAGUAGUGAGACAGGCUGGUGGAGGAGUGUAGAUGGUGAGGGAGAUGUAGCCAGUAGUAUCAUGGUCCCGUCUCUCUGGACACGAAAUCAUAUGCAAAGUAGAGAAAGGAAAUAGAAGAAGGGUCACAGGUGCAUGCUGCGGUUGUGAAGUGAAGUCAUGCCACAAGACUUUUCCCUUUCCCUGUGUUUAUGAAGACACCACAGCUAUCACUGAGAGAGUGGAAGUGACAAAAAACAAGAACAAAAGGUGUUUUAAAGAUAGUCACUAUUGAUGUUCAGAUGUUAACUGAGAAACACAAGGAAAAUGAAAAGCUGGAUGGUGCCAGCGAAAGUGGUGGUGAUGGUGUCAAUGAAGAUGAUGGAAGCCCUUGUUAUUCCUCUAAAGUGACCAGUGAUCAUAGCAGGGUUAAAAUUCAGUUAAAAAGGACAUCAGAUAGUUGCAGAGACAUAAAACAGAACAUGGAUGAAAUAAAGACAAUAUGCUUAGGUCCUUCAAUUGCAUGGUCUGAACAAAAUCUUAUACACAUAAAACUUGAAAGUACCGAAACAAAUUGUGAAAGUAACUCAGAUAUACAGCACACAGUCAUUAAUAUGCUUCCAUCGCCAUCAAGAAGCAUGGAAGCCACAAAAGAUGAUGCAGGAGAAAUUGCUUUGUCAGAAACAUCAGGUAAUCUUAAAGGUAAGAAAAGGAAAUCUCAAACACAAGUAAGCAGCCAGAGAAAAAAGAAGAAAAGCAGCAAAAACAGAUCCAGAAUAAAAAGCAGCAGGAAGGAGUUAGAAAAAAGUAUAUUUUUUGCAGUAGAGGAUGAAUAUGAAAGUGAGAACAGUGACAUAAACAUUGAGACAGAAUCUUCUAGUGAUAGUAAUAGUGAUUUACUCACAAACGGAUCACUUUCAAAGAAUAAGAAUACAAUGAAAACACGUUUUUUGGAUAAUAUAAAUCUGGUCUCACAUGACUCUGAAGAAACCCAUUGGAAGCAAACAAGGGUGUCUCGUCAGUUUCUCAAAGACGUUGAAGAUGAUUAUCAAAAUUUAGAUCAAUCUGCAGGUAGCAGUGCCCACACAAUGCAGACUACAUCAGAACCCCAAGGGGAAGGCUCAAGUCAUGAUGGCUUUCAGAAACCUGAGGAUGUAAAGAGAGGCUGUGUUCAGAGUGUCAGCUGUCCCACACAUGAUAAGUGUCUUAUGAUUUUGGUUGCUGAUACAAGGGACUUUGAGCCAAAAGCAGAUGAAACGUGCCAGGCUCUAGCAGACCAGUUCAAAAUCGACAUCACACAAGUGUAUAUCUGGUCUAAAGUGAGACCAGUGGCUGUUGAAGAAAAGUUGGCAUUAAAGUUCGUUGCUUGCAUAUCAGAAGCAAUUAGGGGACCUCUAGAUACCCAUGGUGUAGCUUUGGAUGAAUUUAUUACCUGGUGUGAGGACAAUUUCUUACAGCUUAAUCUUUGGUAGAUUGAAAGAACUGCGGAUGCUAUUGCUGGAUGCAGAGACAAUGCAAAGCAAGUGUGAUGAACUUCAGGGAAGGAGAAAGGUUUCAAGAAAUUCAGAAAUUCAAACACCUACAACCGCAGCAGUGAAAGAGGUCACAGUACACGGUGUCAGUUGUAUUGUUCUGGAGUUAGACAACGUUACUGAUCCAUUAUAUCUUAUACGGGACUACUUGAAGAAACCUUGUCUCUUUCCAUUGCAAAAAGACAUGCCACUUGCAUUCAAGUCCCAGAGACUGCAUAAAAAUGUGCUUAAAGAAGAGUUGUCUAUCUUGAAGGGGUGGUUUACUAAUUGUCUGAAGCCCCUGUAUAAUGUGCUCCAUCAUCCAUCGGAUGAUAUUCUAUAUCUGCCUGAUGCAGAGACUGAUGAGUUGUAUGCUGUAUUUCAAUCUGAAAUAGAACAGCUCGUACCUGAUGAUGUUAUAAUUCCAUCCCCAGUGGUUGUUUUUGUUGGCAAUCUAAACUAUGAUAUUGUCAUAUUUGAAAGAUAUUUAGAGGCUGUUGGAAAUAAAAUACAUGAGGACUAUAGCCCACACCCAGUGAUCUGCAUAUUCCCAGUGUCCAACCUUAAGGCACUUUCUCUUUCCCUUUUAAAGUCACCAGUGCAUUGUUGGAGUGCCUUUGAUCCUCAGAUUAAACCUAUCAAUUACAUUGUUGCUGCAUGGGACUAACUUGUAGGAUUUGUGCUAAUGUAAAAUGAAUAGCAAUCCUGGCCUCAGUAGUUUACUGGCUGCUUUGAUUUUGUUAAAUCAAUUGACACCUCAAAACCAAAUAGCUGAGAAAAAGUGCCACAAAAUCAGCUGGUUUAAUGCUGAAUUUUUGGAAACAAAUUUAAAUAAUUCAAAAUACAUGUAAGUAGUACAGUUGAGAAUAAAUACCCCUAUCCUUUCAUUUUGCCCGUCUUUGGUUGAUGUAACUAGUUUUGUUACAGUUGUCAGUAACACACAAGAUAAAGAUCCAUUUUAUUCAAAAGUUUGUGGGUCUGAGAAAAAGGAUCUGAUGGCAUUACCUGAAAUAAUGUAUGCAUCUAAUGAUAUAUACGAAAAUGACAAUCCUUUGUGUAUUGUGCAGAUUGAUGCUAAUGAAUGUAUUAUUCAUAUAUACUGGCAGAGAGUUAUAGCAUUUAUCAGACUAUUGAUAUUUCUUGAAGGCAGCCAGUUUAAGUACACUUUUUAAUAUUUUCCAGAUGACAAUACGGUAUGUGUUACUAAUUAUGCCACUAUAACAUUCAGAAUAUGUUUUUAUCAUAGCUUUUUAGAAGCUACAUUUAUUUUUAAUCUUACUAUAACAUAAAGCAUUAAAGUUAGACUGUGUAUUAAUAUUAUUCUUACAGCAGUACAAAUAACUAAAUAUUAGGUGAUUCCUUCCCCCAGUGUCUUUUUUGUUAAAUAUGAGUUCACAUCCAUAGCAGGAACUAUUCUGAUGAUGGGAAAGGGCAAUAAUUUACAUAUUGCACCUCGGUUCAAGGACUAUUAGUCAAUCCUUUGUUUUAUGCUAUGUAGACCUAUUUUGUAUUAUUUGUCAUAUAAAUAUGGUUGAUGGUCACUUGACAAGCUUUAAGUACUUUAGAAUGUAAAACUUUGGAAAAUUUCAGCGAGAAGAAAACUUCAAAAACAGUCCAUAUACAUGCAGAUAAAUACUUUAAGGAACAAAGCUCUAUUUUUUUGUAUGUACAAUGGUAUAGUGAUUUGUAGCUUUGUAGAUAGUGUAUCAUUGUAGAGUUUGAAUUUGCUGUUUGUUUUUUCUUAUUUUUUUCAUUGUUGGUGCUUGUAAACUGAAAUGUAAUAUUGAAUUGACAUCAUUGCUGUCUUUCAUGUCCAGUUUUUUGCUCAUCAGUUGGUUUUUUUUGUUUUGUUUUUUUCAGAUGUGUUUUUUUUUCCUGUUGGCAUGUGAGUUAAGCAUAAUCUAAUAUCUUCUUGGCAAAGGAGGGAGGCUGGUCCAAGAAACCCAUCCCCUGGUUAGCUUUGCCUAAUAAAUGGCUCCAGCUAUAGCAGUCAAAACAACCUUUACAGGAUAGAGAUAGGUGACCUUCAUGAGACUGAGAAUGGGUUACUCCAGACUUGGAUAUCACACGUUCAGUAAGUUCUGCAUUAGAGUCUUCAGAAUGCCACAGUGGUACAAUGCCAAUGGCCCACUUUCUGCAGGACUGUCCAACCCACCAGAAACUAAGAAUGAUGACAUGGCCUUUCUGACACAGCAUGAAAGUAAAAUAUCUUAAGAUCUCUGUGGUAUCUACAGUGCACAACAGACUAUCAGAACCUCUUAAGAUAUUGUCUAAACAUUUAAAUAGCAAGAUUACUAUCGUUCCCCAUCUUUCAUGGUUUUCCUAAAUUGUUUGUGUAGGGCCACUUUUUUUUUUAUGUCCUUUACUGAGGGUUCCAGUUUUGGAUCAUUGAACAACUUAACCACUGUACAAAUUUAUGCAACCACUGCCAAGAGUUGAUUCGACCACAAACAUAAAGAAACUUUGAUGUUGUCUCUUUUUUUUAAUGCUUUAAAGAUAAACAAAAUAUGAUACUAGUGGUUUGGUAGUUGAGCUUUUAUGAAAUAAGAUUGAAACCUUUUUUUUAUUAUUAUUGGUUGAACAGCAUUAGAGGAUUAUAUGAUUUAAUGAUGCUGGUGUAUAGUGAUGAUUAACUUCACUGGCUGCUUGUGUCAUUGGUGACCAGAUUCAUGGUUGACCUACCCUACCUCUUCCCCUCCAGUUUUAAUGCAUCUUCUUUUAGAUUUUUUUAUUUACUUUUAUUUUUUAGGUUUGAACUCUUGUUUCAUCAUUUUUAACAAUGUAGUAGGCAACAGUGCAGACAAGUUAGGAACAUUCUCCAGUAGUUGAUAGUUGAUAAAAAUAUGCAUGUCUUUAUCUGUUAUAAAAGUAUUUCACUUAUAAAAUGUUUUAAAGUGGAACAUAUUUUACCUUCGUCAUUUACAUUAAUAAAGUAUGCAUAUAUCACAUAGACCUCCUCUGUGUAUGUGAUGUGUACUCGAUCGUUGAUCUUUUUUUGCAGCAGAAGCGAACAAAUAAAACUCGUUCUAGCCAA
Messenger RNA from Pomacea canaliculata, 11082 nucleotides. RefSeq lists its product as uncharacterized. The transcript has 15 exons. Lineage: Eukaryota; Metazoa; Mollusca; Gastropoda; Architaenioglossa; Ampullariidae. The coding region runs from base 292 to 2862 and encodes 856 amino acids. The record is from RefSeq and is a predicted model, not a curated record.